Molecule: messenger RNA, 2653 nt
Organism: Diceros bicornis minor
Lineage: Eukaryota; Metazoa; Chordata; Mammalia; Perissodactyla; Rhinocerotidae
Product: cationic amino acid transporter 4-like
Exons: 5
Coding region: 432-2582 (716 amino acids)
Biological process (GO): transmembrane transport; amino acid transport
Cellular component (GO): plasma membrane
Molecular function (GO): amino acid transmembrane transporter activity
Source: RefSeq, a predicted model, not a curated record
UGGCUAUGUGACUUUGCAGAUUUUCUGAAAGGCAGUUCUCAAUCACUCUGUUGAUAAGAGAUGGAGUCAGUUGAACUGGUCCUGGAGGGCCCGAGGUUACAGAAUGACAAUAGAGAAAUCCCUCAAUUUAGUGAUCAUGGUCACCGAUCAAGGAAAAACCCCUGCUGAAGGAAUCCCCUCCUGUGGCAAUGGCCGCCACACUAGACUGAGAAUCAUCUCCUGGAUGGUCAUCCCCCGGUCCCUAAAAAAGGCACUGACCUCGACCAAAUGGAGGGAGGUCAGAACCUGAAAGGACCCACAAUUGGAAGAGUCUGUGAUCCAUGGAAACUGUGAGCCCCAGGUGGCUCGUGUGGCUACCAUACCCGGUUCCAGAGGAGGCAGGUCCUUGAAGGUGCCGGCAGCUGGCUUGGUGCUCCUCUCAGCUGCCCACCAUGGCCUGGGGGCUGCCCAGCACUGCGGGCCUGGUGCGCUUCUGCCAGAAGCUGAACCGGCUGAAGACAGUGGAGGAGACCACCAGGGAGACGUCGCUGCGGCGCCACCUGACCACGCUGGACCUGACCCUGCUGGGUGUGGGUACCAUGAUGGGCUUCGGCCUCUAUGUGCUCAUGGGCACCGUGGCCAAGGAGAUGGCCGGCCCUGCGGUGGUCGUGUCCUUCACUGUGGCUGCCGUGGCCUUCCUGCUGGCAGCCCUAUGCUACACGGAGUUCGGGACACGUGCAUCUGGCAGGGACUGUGCCUACCUGUUUACCUACGUGUCCAUGGGUGAGCUGUGGGCCUUCCUCAUUGGCUGGAUCGUUCUCCUCCGGUGCCUCAUUGCUGGUGCUGCCAUGGCCCACACCUGGAGUGGCCACCUGGACGUCAUCUUCAGCCACCGCAUCCACAGCUUCACUGAGGCCCAUGUGGGCAUCUGGCAGGUGCCCUUCCUGGCCCAGUACCCAGACUUCUUGGCUGCUGCCAUCCUACUUUUAAUCUCCACAUUCGUCCCCUGUGGAGCCCAUGUCUCUUCCUGGCUCAGGCGCACCUUCUCUGCCAUCAACCUGGUCAUUGUCCUCUUCAUCAUCAUCCUGGGGUGUGUCCUGGCCCGCCCGCACAACUGGAGCGCUGAGGAAGGGGGCUUUGCACCCUUCAGCUUCUCCGGCAUCAUGGCUGGCACUGCCACCUGCUUCUACACCUUUGUGGGCUUUGGUGUCAUUGUUGGCUCCAGCGAGGAGGCCCGGAACCCGCAGCGAGCUGUGCCUAUAGCAAUUGUCAUCUCGCUUGGCCUAGCAGCUGGCACCUACAUUCUCGCCUCCACUGUGCUCACCCUCAUGGUCCCCUGGCACAGCCUGGACCCUGACUCGGCGCUUGCUGAUGCCUUCUACCAGCGGGGCUAUAGCUGGGCGGGCGUCAUCGUGGCGGCUGGUGCGAUCUGUGGCAUGACCACUGUCUUGAUCAGCAACCUCUUUUCCCUGCAACGCAUGGUCCAUGCCAUGGCCGUCGAUGGGCUCAUCUUCCAGGUGUUUGCCCACGUGCACCCCCGGAUACAGGUGUCUGUGGUGGGCAUCCUGGUGUUUGGGGUCCUCAUGGCUUUGCUGGCUCUGCUGCUGGACCUCGAGGCACUGGUCCAGUUCCUGUCCUUCGGUGUACUGCUGACCUAUACCUUUAUGGCCACCAGCAUUAUGGUGCUACGCUUCCAAAAGUGCCCUCCAUCCAGUUCCUCGGGCCCAGCCAGCCCUGGCUCCGUGGCCAGGGAGUAUGAUGACUCAUCAGGCCACACGGAGCUGGUGGGCACAGAGCAGGCCUCAGCCCCUGAGCCCGGGCAGCUGCGACCAGCCCUGAGAUCCUACCUUGGCUUCCUGGGUGGGUGCCGGCCUGGAGCCACCGUGGCUUGGGCACUCGGUGUCCUGGUGGCCUCGGCCAUCACUCUGGACUGCGUGCUGGUCUUCGGGGACUCGGCCCUGCACCUCCCUCUCUGGGGGUACACCCUGCUGCUCCUGCUCAGCUCCGUCAUGUUUCUGCUCAGUCUCCUUGUCCUGGGGGCCCACCAUCAACAGCGACGGCAGGACACCUUCCAGGUUCCCCUGGUGCCCCUGACUCCAGCCCUGAGCAUCCUCCUCAACAUCUUCCUCAUGCUGCAUCUGAGCUCCCUGACCUGGCUGUGCUUCUCCAUCUGGCUGCUGAUUGGCUUGUGCCACCCUUGCAGGACUCGCGGUGUAUUUUGGCUACGGCAUCCGGCACAGCAAGGAGAACCAGCGGGAGCGGCCGAGGUUGACUGCCACACGCGGCAGCCUGGAGGAGACGGUGCAGGCCCUGCAGCCCCUCAGUCAGACACUGGCCCAGGAUCCUGGCCACACGGAGCAGCCUGCCAGUCCAUGAGGACCGCUGGGGGCCUGCCUGCCCUUCCCCAUUGGCUGGCAGCCUCUUCUAUUCAGGGCGGCUCAUGUUUCCAGGGGUGCCAAUGCCGGGGGCUCCUCAGGACCUUAGCCCAGGUGCCAAGCUUCGAGUCCUUGGGAGUGGGCUUUGGCCAGCGCUGGUGUGGUGGACUCUUUGCCCGGCGCCUUCCAGUUUAUGACCAACUCCAGCUACCUGGGCAGGUGGAGUAGGGCGAGCAGAGAAGAGGCCUGCAGACCCAGUGAUCCACAAUAAUAGCUGUUCGGCCAGCCAGGUGGUCUGU